Messenger RNA from Drosophila teissieri, 1061 nucleotides. It is a transcript of the gene bonsai, whose product is annotated as 28S ribosomal protein S15, mitochondrial. Gene Ontology annotation, cellular component: ribosome. Gene Ontology annotation, biological process: translation. The record is from RefSeq and is a predicted model, not a curated record. Gene Ontology annotation, molecular function: structural constituent of ribosome. Bases 72 to 914 code for a protein of 280 amino acids. The transcript has 3 exons. Lineage: Eukaryota; Metazoa; Arthropoda; Insecta; Diptera; Drosophilidae.
CGAUUGUUGGUAUACACUGGCCAAGUGAUAUAACCUAGCCAAAAUUUGGCCAACAAAUAAAAGCCGAUUUAAUGAAUAAACUGUUGAAUAUAGCCCAGGCAGGGCAGCGCCAGUUUGUCCGGGAAUAUGCAUUCAAGUCGGACCUGAAAAUCAAAUGGGUGCGCCCCGAGAAGAUCGCGUGCUUUAAGCCCGAGAAGAGCGGUGAUCUGGCCAAGCUGCCUCCUCUGAAAGCCGACGAACUGCUGCCGGAAUUCAGGGACUGUAAGGAACUGGAUAAAGCCGAUGAGUCUGUUAAAUCUUUGUUCAAGCUUAGCAACAAUGCCAGUUACCUGACCACAAAAUUCUACCGCGAUGAGAUGGUCAAGGAGGUGCAAAGACAUGCCCAGGACUUCGGCUCAAUGGAGGCCAAAUUGGCAAAAAUGACAGCAGUGAUCCGCCGCUACCAGGAGCACAUGGAUAAGCAUCCCCGCGACAAGAUGAUCAAGGUGCGACUCAAGGAGCUCAUCGACAAACGCAAGAAGUUCCUCAAGUACUUGAGACGUUGGGACUAUCCUCGCUUCGAGUGGAUUCUUGAGAAGCUCGACCUGGUGUACAAGCCACCGCCCGAACAUUUCCACUGGAUUACCCGCAAGGAGUCCCUGCAAAAGUUGACCGACACUUACUGCGAAAACCUCAAGGAAGAUCGACUUGAGGCCUACCAUAAGCAGCUGCAGGCCCAGCAAAUACCCUUCCUUGAGGAGGCCAUCAAGAAGAUGCAGUUCGUGCGGCAGGAGCAGAUAUCCUGCGAUGUUCCCGUAACCGUGACAGAAGAGCAGAUCGCCGACUCAAAAAGGCAGCUGGAAAUGCUGAAGGAGCUGCAGCAGGCAGAGGAAGCCGCCAGCAGCAAGAAACAAAACGAGGAUGGCUUCAAUUAGGCCCGAUUCUUUAAUGUUACGGUGUCUUACAAUAAAUGUAAAUGCUGGUGUUCUUAAAUUAUAUGUUUUAUUAUACUUUAAACGUUAGACUGGACAUCGUACCAUAUGUCAUGAUCAUCAGAGCGCAUACUGGCAAUAAAUAAGAAG